AUGGGAACAAUUUGUGACCAGGGGUGUGCCAAUGUCAGCGCAAUAAAUUACCUCAUAGAGGAAACAAGGGAGGAAUAUUUGAAGAAAAAUAAGGAAUUAAAACAUAAAGUUUUCAAAAUUGAUGGCAAAAAAAUAAUUCCAUUAUAUGACACACCCCACCUGAUAAAAGGAAUAAGAAAUAAUCUUCUAAGAAAUAAGGAGGAAAAAACUGCAAAAUGGGAGCACAUUGUGCAAUUGUAUAAAGAAGACCCAGGCUACCAAGGGCUAAGGUUAAUGCCAAAACUAUCUGAUAAACAUAUAAUACCAGAAAAAAAUUCAAAAAUGAAGGUUAAAUGUGCAACCCAAGUAUUCAGUCAAUCGGUAGCAGUUAACAUGGGAUAUUUAGCAAGCAAAGGAGUAAUUGAUAAAGAAUGCCAAGACACAGCCGACGUAAUAUUAUUCUUCGACAACCUGUUCGACUCUUUAAAUGGUAGUUACCUAAAUUCGAAAAAGAAAGCAGGGAAAGCUCUUCUAGGUCCAGUAAGACCCAACUCUAUCCAUAAAAAAGUUUGGCGUGAUGCUAAGCAAGUUUUACAUACCAUGAAAUUUGUUAAAAAUGGAAAAUCUACAGUUGUUCCAAGUAUAUCAAAUUGGCUCCAAUCAAUCGAAAAUAUGGAAUAUCUUGUUAAUCAAUUAGAAAAACGGCAUGAUUUGACGUCUCUUUGGAUGAGGCACUUUAAUCAGGACCCGCUCGAAAAUUUUUUUGGCAGCAUUAGAAGCCACGGGCAUAGAAAUGUGUCGCCCACAUGCGCUGGUUUCGAAGCUGCCUUCUCUUUAUUGAUAAAUAAUAUGAGCGGGUUGCAUUCAGAAGGUUCAAAUUGUGAGCAGGAUUCAUGUACUGUUUUUGAAUCUUUGAAUAAUAUAUUUUUUGAAAGUCCCUCUUUGACGUCAAAUCUAGCUGCUGAAACGCAAAUUGAUUAUGAAUACAUAAUGAGUAACAACAUCUUCAUUUUCAAAAAUUAA
Messenger RNA from Parnassius mnemosyne (clouded apollo), 1002 nucleotides. The record is from the annotation of a GenBank genome assembly. Lineage: Eukaryota; Metazoa; Arthropoda; Insecta; Lepidoptera; Papilionidae.